Messenger RNA from Mus caroli (Ryukyu mouse), 1413 nucleotides. Its product is annotated as F-box/WD repeat-containing protein 15-like. The record is from RefSeq and is a predicted model, not a curated record. Gene Ontology annotation, cellular component: cytoplasm. Gene Ontology annotation, molecular function: protein binding. NCBI's taxonomy places the organism in Eukaryota, Metazoa, Chordata, Mammalia, Rodentia, Muridae.
CAGAAGAUGGAGGUCCAUUUGCCUAGUUUGCCGUUGAUGAAAAUCCUCUCCUAUCUGGAUGCCUACAGUUUGCUACAGGUUGCCCAAGUGAACAAGAACUGGAAUGAACUUGCCAGCAGUGAUGUCCUGUGGAGGAAGUUGUGUCAGAAGAGAUGGCACUACUGUGACUCGGAUACCCUACAGCUCCUGGGCACAGAGACAUGGAAGCAGUUCUUCGUUUUCCGAACAUGGCAAGAACACGCCAAAUCCCGGGCAAAGCCAGAAGAUUUCACUUACAAGGAAAUUCCUGCGGGUUAUGGAUUUCGGGCAAAUGCAUAUUAUAUCUCAGGGUGUGGCUUAACAAGAAACGUACAAGGCAGGUCGGUCAUCUGUAUGGUGAGUUCCAUGACCAAGUUGUCCACCUGGGAUAUUCGUGAGGGAGUUAUGACCUGGGUAAGCACAGAACAGCCAGCCUCUAUCCAGCUGUUGACUACUCUCCCUGAGAUGCACAUUGCGGUCACUGUAGAUGCACACUCAACUAUCAAACUGUGGGACUGUAACAGCAGUGAUGCUCUGGCGACUAACAGCCUGUCCUCCUCCUGUCAAUUACUGAAAGCUGUGUUUUCAAAGGAUGGCCCAAUUGUCUUGGUAGGUGACAUCUCGGGGAACCUCUACAUCCUUAGGAUUCCUGACUUACACCUCAUUUCCAAGGUGAAUGUAUCCCCAUACAGUAUUGAUGAACUCCACUGCUCUCCUCAGAAUAAAUGGGUCUUUCUGAUAGGGAAAUACCCACAUGUCUUGACAAAGGUGUUUUACAUGAGCAGCCUACUGAGGACAUCAGAAUUCUCUGACCCAGUGUCUACCAUUCUCGAAUUUUCCUUAUACAAAAGAGCCUUCUGGACCCCAAGAAGGGAAGACAGGAUAACCUUGAUGUCCGGAAAUGUACCCCCAAACCCCACAAAAUUUGGCAUAUUUGAUAUGAAGCUGGAAGAGAUCGGGAACAAAGUUACUGUUCAAGAAUAUUUGGUCGCAAGCUUCUCUUUGCAAGAUUAUGAGGCAAGUCCAGAAUGGAUGGGAGUCAGUGAUAAGGACGUGAUUGUUUGUUCAACUGGAUCCUCGCUCUUGCUCUUCAACAUACAUGGUCUCCGUCUGCAGACAUUUCACUACUGCCCAGAAGAGAUAUUGACACUAUGGGUGGACCCCCUUCAUGUCAUCAUCACCUGUAACAAUGGCUCUAUGGAUGUGUACGCAUGGGAGGAGAGAAGCCUGCUGCUCAGGAAGUGUUAUCGGCUGCAAAGCAGGAGACAGCUGUCACGGAGAAACUUCAUUUUCAAAAUCCUAUGUGACGAUGUGAGCAUAAUUGGAGUGAUGAAAAAUAGUCCCGCCCCCUGCUCUCUUAUGGCAUAUUCCUUGACAUCUGCUCUUGAAAACUGA